Molecule: messenger RNA, 999 nt
Organism: Erinaceus europaeus (western European hedgehog)
Lineage: Eukaryota; Metazoa; Chordata; Mammalia; Eulipotyphla; Erinaceidae
Product: beta-1,4 N-acetylgalactosaminyltransferase 2
Exons: 7
Biological process (GO): UDP-N-acetylglucosamine metabolic process; UDP-N-acetylgalactosamine metabolic process
Source: RefSeq, a predicted model, not a curated record
GCGGGGCUGCUCCCCGUGGGUGGUUCUCUAGGCCCCUAACAUCAACAAAAAUGCCUGGAAGGACUCAGUCGGAGAUUCAGGAAGCAGGAGGGGGUAGGCGGUGACGCCAACUGGGACCGGCCCAAACUCGUGGGAUUCCUCCAAGUGGCCUGCGCCCGGACGACCUUGCAAGGGCGCUGCCAGGACCUGGCAGUGCACGGGGCUGUUUGACCAGCUCAGCUGGCAGAGGCGCAGGCUCCGGGAUGACUUCCACCUGCUCUAGGUUUUUAUGGCUCCUCAAGAUAUCAGUCUUCAUCUUGGGACUUGGCCUUGUCUUACUUAUAGUCAGAAGUGUGUACCUCCAGGAGAAGUUCAGCAGCCUCAAUCCUUCAUAUUCCGGUCUGGAUGUCCAGAUGCCAAAGCUUCUACCUGAAAAGCAUCUCAGGCAGCUCUUCACCUAUGAUGGAGUCUGGCUGUUUCCAAAAAAUCAGUGUGAGUGUGGCACCAUCAACCAACAGAGCCAUAACCUUGAGGAUGCGUAUAGUCAGAGAAGCCUUCCUGCGGUGAAUGCAAGGCGACAAGCUCAAUUUGAACAUUUCCAGAGGAGGGAAGGGCUGCCCCGCCCACCACCCCUGCUGGCUGAGCCCAACCUUCCUUUUGGGUACCCCAUCCAUGGGGUGGAGGUGAUGCCCCUGCACACAAUUCUCAUUCCAGGUCUCCGGUUUGAAGGACCAGAUGCCCCCAUCUACCAGGUCAACCUCACAGCUUCUCUGGGGACACUGAACACCCUCGUUGACAUCUCAGACCGGGUGGUGCAGGGCAGAGGAAAGAAACAGCUGACAAUUUCAACUAGUAACCAGAAGCUUUUGAAUUUCAUCCUCCAACAUGUGGCAUACACCAGCACAGUGUACCAACACAACAGAGUGGAUAUAGUGAGACUGAAGUUCAACUCCUCGGUAGCCAAGUUCCCAGUGACCAUCCGAUAUCCUGUAAUGCCCAAGUUAUAUGACCAUGGACCAG